Suillus paluster is the source of this 1745-nucleotide messenger RNA. RefSeq lists its product as uncharacterized. Bases 281 to 1432 code for a protein of 383 amino acids. The record is from RefSeq and is a predicted model, not a curated record. NCBI's taxonomy places the organism in Eukaryota, Fungi, Basidiomycota, Agaricomycetes, Boletales, Suillaceae. The transcript has 2 exons.
ACGAGUUACUAGAUCUAGAGUGACAAACUCUUGGUCUUCCGGCGAAACAUGAUUUCCACUUCCAUGGAUUAUCUUCGCAGGAAUCAGUAGACUAUGACCAAUGGGCAAGGAUGGCGCUCUACCAAGAGGAAACACUCGCACCCAUGAGAGAGUACGAGUAUCAAAAAAACACCUGGUCUUGAAUUGCCUAGGCUCAGAUCCACAGUUAUUUCUAGGAUGCAUCCCCACUUCUCGCCAACCCCAACCCAUUCUCCUGACCAGUACGCGAUAAGAGUUCGCCAUGGCCUCAAGUUGUCGCGCUCUCUACAUUUCCGAGAUUCUCGCAGAAAUCUCAUGGCAGCUAGAGGAUGACCGGAAGUCUCUUUCACAUCUUGCGCGUUGUUGUAAGGCAUUCUCAGACCCAGCCUUGGAUGUACUUUGGAGGCGGAUGAGCCUUUUCUCUCCCUUCAUCCCCCUUUUACCCCCAAACGUUUUGACACUUUGGGUCGAAUGCCAGUUCAGCGCAGAGAGUCUCGCAGGAUUCCAAUGUCCCCCUAUACAUGAGUGGAAGGCUUUUGACGCCUAUGCUAGGCGUGUGCGGAUUUUGUACAGCGGCGCCUCGCACUUCCUCGCAGGUGUGACCACUAUUCGAGCAGACUUCAACGUAUUCCCCCUCCUGCGAUCCAUGUCGAUGCAGCUUCAGGAAACCAUACAACCUGGGAUCCGGUUAUUUCCUGAAACUCUGCAGACGCUCGAAAUAUCGGGCCCCGCUUACAUCAACUGUAAAGAUUCGUGUAUCCAGACUGCUCUUGCGCACGCGGCGCGUGAUGCACCCUUCCUGAAACAUCUACACGUUGAGGACUACGGCUAUAAUAGCGACCGCUUGGACACACAACCCCUGCAUUUUAAACACUUGCGAAGCCUCCAAAUAUCCGCAUUCAUCAGCUCCAACGUUCUCAAAUCAUUAUGUUACAUUCUUUCUCAAUCGCCCGUGAUCGAGCUCAAGAUAGAGCUCCCUCCCACUAGCUGCAUAUGGAAUGCCCCAUACACCCUCUUCCCACAUCUAGAAAGUCUGGAAAUACAUGGCACCCCCGCACUUGCAGAAGCGUUUAUCACGAACGUUUCCAGUGCAUGUGUGCGCUCGUUGACUGUCACGCACACUCGUGGGCCCGCACGAACUGCAGACUGCAGUCGUCUAUUCUCUACCAUCGUGAACAAGUACGGCACAUCGCUGCAGUCGCUAUCUCUCACGAUCAGCCGCUCACCAGUCCUUCAUAACCACGACGGUGUGGCGCAUGAUAUAAUGGAUGCAUUGUUUCCUUUGAUGCCGAGAUUAGAGCACUUAGAGGAACUUCAUUUAUCACUGCCCAGUGCCACCCAAGUGGACGACUACCCUGCUGUUGAAGUGUCUGGUUGGCCGGCUCUGAAGCGGAUGGAGUUUAUGGCCACAUGAUGAUUCAUGGGGUGAUGGCGAGAAGCUUGGAAGUUAGUAGGAUGGCUGGGCCAUGCAGAAGAUUUGUUCACAUGUAUUUCAUUUGUGUAUUGACUAUCGGGAUCGCACUGUAAUAAUAUUCAUGGGUCAGGUGUGGUGAGGGAAGCAAAAUACUUUUGGGCACUCGUGAGGCGUUUAGCAGGAACGUACACAAUGCGCAGUCAUACGGAACGUGAAAGAUCCCCAGUUGUUAAACAAAUGGCAAUCAAACUAUGUGUAUCGAUGAAAUAGCAUACAUCCGACCUCUACCAAUCACCGUCGAAUCCAACAAAUC